Schistocerca nitens (vagrant locust) is the source of this 1925-nucleotide messenger RNA. RefSeq lists its product as uncharacterized. Bases 220 to 1581 code for a protein of 453 amino acids. Lineage: Eukaryota; Metazoa; Arthropoda; Insecta; Orthoptera; Acrididae. The transcript is spliced from 7 exons. The record is from RefSeq and is a predicted model, not a curated record.
GUUACCUACACCUUAUUUGCGAACAUCAAUGGCAGUGCACCUUACGAACUAUUCGCGCAUUGGCGAACAGCGCUCGAAGAGAUGUGCGUCCUCUGUGUGAGAGGAUAACUUAGAUGCGUUGCAGAAUCACAGUAGAAUCGGAGCGGCACCAUGCCCCGGGCAGAGUGAGCGGCCGUAGGCGGCGCCGGGCCCCCUCCGUGUCUCGGCGAUGCGCCAAGCAUGACCGCGGCCUGCUGCAGCGCCACACGUCGCCGCGCCGCGGACACACUUAUGCUGUUGCUGCUCUUUUUACCAUUGCUGAAUGUAACAUCUGGAACCAAGGAGACAGAAGAGGAAGAUGUGUACAAAGUCUUACUACCAUCUAGUCAGACGUUCUUGAAAAAGCAUGUAGAAGCCGUAUCCAGUUACCAAGAUCCAAAGGCUGUGGAGAAAGAGAAUUUUGUUGCUAUUGUAAAUCAACCAGGAGUUACAUUUGUCCAUAAAAGAGCUAUUUCAAGUGGUGAACUGGAUCUAUUAGAACUUAAUUCUGUACAGUCUAAUAAUGGGCACAGUGACAGUGAUUCCAGUAGGAAAGCAAGUGUCUUCCACGAACAAUUCACAACUCCACUUUCUGCUGACCCAGACAAACUAUUGAACCCAAAUAAGGAACAUCCAAGUUUACAAGUUGUAAAUACUGCAGCCAUAUGGAAGAAUGUGUUUGAAACAAGUGCAAAUGCCCCAGUAUUAAAGAAAGUUGGAGACAAACAUGUAUUUUUGUACAACAUAAAUUCAAACACAAAAAGUGAAAGAUUUAACAAAGUGGACAGUGAAUUUCAGUAUGGUUUCCGAAACAAAAAUUCUCAUAGUUUGAAGAAGAACAAGAGGUCUGUCAUUACCCUUGGUGAUUCAGAAACUGUACAGACAGCGGACUGCGUGAACAGAUCAUCAGUAAAUCGCACUUGUGGAAAUGAUGGUAGGUUUAACUUUGUGCCUGGCAGUGAUGAUUCCAGCAGAACUGCCAGUAAUAUUCAGCUGAACAAUACUUCCAGUGACAGAAAUCGUAAAAGCGUGAAAGACUUCAGCAUGUUUUCGCAAUCAAGACUGACAUUGCCAUUUCAAAAAAAGAAGUUAGUUGAUAUUACUGAUAGCAGUAUGGGUUACAGAUCACCAUCAACUAUUGAUUCUUCUCAGAAACAUCAACCACCUUCAGGGAACAGCAGUGAAACCAGUGCCACUGCAAGCAGAUCAAUAAACAUAUCAUACUCGAUCCCCAGUGUGAAGUCAGCUGGAAGAUUAUCAGCUACAACCAUCCCUCCUGAAGGUCUGGAUGCUGCAUCAAUAACAGGAAUUACUGUGGGAUUAGUUGUCUUCCUUGGCAUAGUAGGUGCCAUGUGCUUCAUUCUUUAUAAGCGGAGGAACCAAAACAAACCACAGACGCUGAGUGACAAAAGCAGCAACCCUGAUUCCAGUGUAUACAUCGAAGAAAGCUCUGAUGACUCAGAGGAAAUGUAUAGUUUAGAUAAUGAUUCUUUCUUGAAUAGUCUAGAAGCCAUGACUAUCCAGAACUACUGGACAGAAAAUGUCAAACAUACCAAACUAUAGAAGAGCUAUUAUAUAUUAUUUAAUAGAAACUAUGACAGAUUUUAGAUGUCUGUUUAGUAGACCAAAGAUGGUGGAAAAACUGGACUGCUUUACAUUAAGGUUCCACUAGUUACAGUUUAGAUUCCUGGUAGUUGAAGAUGAGAGAAAUGCCUUUACUGGACAAUUAUGAACACUUUGUUGGGACUGAAGACUCCUGUGUUUGACCAAGGAAAGAGUACAAAUGACUGAAUAUAGUGAUCUUUUUAUGUAUUAAAUGAAAAAUCUCGUAUUGUAUUCUGUAAUUUUACCUAUUUUGACAUAAUUACAUUUCAUUAAAUUAAUCAUUAAAAGUAUUUCUUUAGAAA